CGGAACAGCGCGCGCGUCUUGUGUUGUGCUCUUUUUUCAAAAUGUGGAUCUUUAUAAAACUGAUGAUUGUAUUACAAUACGCCCAUUCGUUGCGGAUAACGUCGGUGCGCAUCCCGGAGGUGCUGCAGCACGGCUCGCGGGCACCACUGACGCUGGACUGCGACUUCGUGACGGACAACGUCACGGGGCUCGUGGUGCAGUGGUUCCGUGACGGCCGGGAGCACCUCGUUUACCAGUGGAUACCGCCGAACCCGCCGCAGGCUUUGGGCAUUUUGCGAGAUAAGUUAGACCUUUCAUACAAGGCGUCAAACAACCCGCACACGUGGCACCGGGCGCUGCGCGUGCGCAGCCCGGAACCGGAGCUCACCGGCAACUACACCUGCGUGGUGUCCACCUUCCUCGCCGAAGACGAGAGGACCAGGCCCAUGACCAUAUUUGUGCCCGAGCGAAGAUUUGACAUGGUGCUGGAUAGGCUGAGCGAUGGCUACCUCAACGUCAUCUGUGCGGCAGAGGGAAUGUACCCCGCGCCUGAACUCACCAUCAUAGCCGCAGGAAGGCCAUUGAACUCAAAAUCGUCAGUGACUUUAUCACAUGGGCGCUACACGGCGCUCACUAGUGCUGUGGUGAGCAUGGACUCUCUGCCUCCCGCGGUGGAAAUGAAAUGUGACCUCCAAGUCCCCCUGGCGAACUACUAUAGCAUGAGGAGGGAUGUAUUCUACAGAGAUCCACCUGUUUUAAGUCGUGAGCUAUCUUCAUCAUCUGCACAUUCGCUACAAGACAGAGGACACACGAAUGAAAUGAAGAUAUUUUUAGUAUAUGUGGUCAUAUAUAAUAUUUUGCUGAUAACGUGA
Aricia agestis (brown argus) is the source of this 851-nucleotide messenger RNA. RefSeq lists its product as uncharacterized. NCBI's taxonomy places the organism in Eukaryota, Metazoa, Arthropoda, Insecta, Lepidoptera, Lycaenidae. The transcript is spliced from 7 exons. The coding region runs from base 42 to 851 and encodes 269 amino acids. The record is from RefSeq and is a predicted model, not a curated record.